Malassezia sympodialis ATCC 42132 is the source of this 924-nucleotide messenger RNA. RefSeq lists its product as uncharacterized. NCBI's taxonomy places the organism in Eukaryota, Fungi, Basidiomycota, Malasseziomycetes, Malasseziales, Malasseziaceae. Gene Ontology annotation, molecular function: protein binding. The record is from RefSeq and is a predicted model, not a curated record.
AUGUCGCAAGAGGCACCUAUCACACUGGAUGAGGCGCUCCAGUGGCUCGAGCACCAGCGAAAAACGCUAGCUCGCGAGCCGUUCCACGUGGUUCGCUACGGUGAAUGGCUUCUUGAGCACAAGCAGCUUGGCGCGCUCGGACAGGAUGUGUGGGCCUUUCUUGAGCAGCUGGGACUUGCUGCUGCAGAACUCGGCAAGAUCGAUCUUGCUGAGCUUUGCCUAUCACGCCUGAUUGUUCGCUUUAGUGACUCUGCCCGCGUCCUCGUGCUCAAAGGCGUCAUCCUGGAGGCGGAAGGGCGCUUCGACGAGGCGAAGCGAGUGUAUGAGCUACUCCUCCGCAAGGAGUCCUCGAAUGUGCUCGUCAACAAGCGCCGCCUCGCAUGUAUCAAAGCAGCUCCGAAUGGCAUCCCGCUUGCCACAGAGGGCUUGGCAGAGCUUGUGGAUAUCUUCCCGACAGACCAGGAGUCGUGGCUGGAGUUGGCAUCCCUGUAUCUGCACCAGAACAAGUACGAGCAAGCCGUGUUCGCGCUAGAAGAGCUGGUCUUGCUGGCGCCACAGAACAGCUUCUACCUGCUCAAGUACGCCGAGACGCUCUACACGGCAGGCGAUAUUGUCAAUGCUUACAAGAUCUACCUUCGGAUUCUCGAACUAGGUGAGGGAAAUCUGGCACCCAAUUCGGGGCACAAGAUGGACCGUGUGAAGGGACCAUGGGUCCGAACGCUCUGGGGCCUAAAAAUGUGCGCAUCCCAGCUCUUGAGCAAUCCAGCGCAGAAGGACUCGGGCGUCACCAGCGUGGAAAGCGUCGAUACACUAGUGACAAAGCUACUUCUCGAGUCGGUUUACGCGCCAAAUGCGGACCCAUUGACCCCAGCUAGCUGCCGUUCUGCUGUGCGUGCUGUCUUGGCGCCCUCUUCGUCUGCCUAG